CUUUUAUUUUGGAAACGUGUUCGGCUUCACUGCGCUGCUUCGACUCGCGUGAGAGCUGCAGCAUGAAGCUCAGGGUGAGGAUCAACAGACAGACCCGCGGACUGCAGCUGGACGGACCAGAACCCACCCUGUCGGAGCUCAGUGCCCGGGUCAGAGACGCCCUGCUGCCUCAGUGCGGACUGGGAUCUGAUGUGGAGUUCAGUCUGUCUCUGGACGGGAAGGCGGUUCUGCUGGACACGGGACAGACGCUCUCCUCGUGUGGGGUUGUUUCUGGUGAUAUGAUCGCUGUGAUUUUGCCCCAGCAAACACAAACUGCCCCAGAAACCCCGAGCGGAGCAGAAGCUGCCCUGACAAACACACCCACAUCCAGCGAGGAGGCUGAAGCCGGCGGUGGCGGUGGAGCAGACCGCAGCAGUGUGAGGGAUUCUGGGAUGGAGGAGUGGAUGGAGGAUGAGGAGGGUGUGUCUCCGCCGCUGCUGUGCUGUGAGACGGAGGAUGGAGUGAUUCCUCACACGCUGGAGCGCCUGCUGGACUCGUCCAGCUGCAGAAACCCGUCCGACUGUCUGAUGCUGGCGCUGCAUCUGCUGCUGCUGGAGACCGGCUUCCUGCCACAGGGUUGUAAUGUGAACUCAGGCGAGAUGCCGAUUGGCUGGCGGGCGGCAGGGGGCGUGUUCAGACUUCAGUAUUCCCACCCACUUCUGGAGAGCAGCCUGGUGUCAGCGGUCGCCGUGACGAUGGGCCGAACGCUCGUCAUUAAUGCUGUUCUUAAGAUGGACAAGACUGUGGAGAACUCACGCAAGCUGGUGCUGAAACCAGACGAUUAUGUGACGGCUGAUUGGGCAGGUGGCUGCGCAGGCGUGGUCUACACAGACUUACGCAGACUGUCUCGCCUCUUUAAAGAUCAGCGGGUUGAUCCCUGCUGUUGCGUGUGUUGCGGCUGCUGGACGUCGUCUCUCUCGUCUCGCUGUCGGCCGUGUGCCGAGACCUGA
This is a messenger RNA of Sinocyclocheilus grahami, 989 nucleotides long. Its product is annotated as F-box only protein 7-like. Lineage: Eukaryota; Metazoa; Chordata; Actinopteri; Cypriniformes; Cyprinidae. Gene Ontology annotation, molecular function: protein kinase binding. The transcript is spliced from 8 exons. Gene Ontology annotation, biological process: positive regulation of autophagy of mitochondrion. The coding region runs from base 63 to 989 and encodes 308 amino acids. The record is from RefSeq and is a predicted model, not a curated record.